Messenger RNA from Anoplopoma fimbria (sablefish), 764 nucleotides. It is a transcript of the gene mrpl55, whose product is annotated as mitochondrial ribosomal protein L55. Gene Ontology annotation, cellular component: mitochondrial large ribosomal subunit. NCBI's taxonomy places the organism in Eukaryota, Metazoa, Chordata, Actinopteri, Perciformes, Anoplopomatidae. The record is from RefSeq and is a predicted model, not a curated record. The coding region runs from base 52 to 468 and encodes 138 amino acids. Gene Ontology annotation, molecular function: structural constituent of ribosome. Gene Ontology annotation, biological process: translation. The transcript is spliced from 3 exons.
AAAGAAGAAGAAGAAGUGACCUUCGAGUUAAGUGCUUCCUGUCAGAGUUACAUGGUCGCAAACAUGUUUUUAAUGAAGCUGUGUACGCCACAGAGCAUCUUAUCACGGUGUGUCUGCCCCGUGCUCGUCCGUCCACACGGUGCGGGGCUCGGCCAGGCUUCACUGCUCCACACCGGGACUCCUCAGCUCAACUCCAACAGGACGUCGGUGGUGCGCUGCGGCCGGCAGAAGUAUGAGAGGCUGUACCCUGUGACGCUGGUCCGACCCGACGGAUCUACGGUCAACAUCAGAUACAGAGAGCCCAGACGGAUCCUCAUGAUGCCAGUCAAUCUGUCCACCCUGUCUGAAGAGGAGCGUCGAGCCAGACAGAAAAAGAGAGAAGUGAAGAAGACGAAAAAGCAGACAUCAGUCCAGUAUGAAGAUGACUUUAAAGUGGACAAAUACAGCCAAUUCUGGAAGAAGAAAUGACUUCUAUGAGCCCAGAUAUAUGUGAAAGCAAAGCCUGACUGAAGAUCAGCCUCUCACUUCCAUUUGUCAAUGGACAGGAUGUUUUGAUCGGAUUAUUUACAUGAGUAAAAAUGUGAUUCCACCGAAUGUUUAAAUCUUGGUACACUGAAAGCAGGUUGACUAACUAUACUCGCCACGUGUAGCAGGCCAAGCUCUGCCGCUGAGUGCUAUGACUCUGUUGUUGUCCUUGAUGUGUAAAUAACCUGCUAAGGAUGGAAAAAGUAACAAUGUUGAGUAAAUAAAAGGAUUUACAGAUG